Messenger RNA from Alternaria arbusti, 1185 nucleotides. RefSeq lists its product as uncharacterized. The transcript has 2 exons. The record is from RefSeq and is a predicted model, not a curated record. Bases 1 to 1185 code for a protein of 394 amino acids. NCBI's taxonomy places the organism in Eukaryota, Fungi, Ascomycota, Dothideomycetes, Pleosporales, Pleosporaceae.
AUGCGCUAUAACCACAUAGGUCUUUUGGAGAAAUGGGAUAUCAAGCCCGAAUUGGCAGCAUUCGAAAAACUCAUAACGCCCGUGUUCGAUGCAUAUUCCGCGGGCCCGAACAAGAAACGCCACUCUGCACAGCCAGAAUCGCUUAAAGUGGGUGCUCAAAUCGAUCUGGACGGACGAGUAAAGGAUAAUCUUGUUUCGCCUGUUCAUGAAACUUUACAUGAACUCCAAAACCGAGCACACGGUAUGGCCACGCCAUUGCUUCCGACCAACUUCCAAUACUCGAGCGCAAAAGGUUCCAAUGCGGACUUACGCCCUAAAGGCUCUGAACCGGACCUCGUCAUCGAGGUUGCCGAUCUCAAAGGCAGAAAGAGAGUUCGCAUCGUGGGCGAGUUCAAAUCGUGCACCGCCUGCGAUAUCGCAAGCAUGAUCGACGAGCCUUGGUCAUACAGCCCCAAGGGGUUACGGAACUUCCUAGGGCAGCCAUCUAGAUACAUGCAAGAAUUCAACGUCAAGUACGGGUUUAUAUCCACAUACAAACAAACAGUAUCUCUCAAGAUGGACUGGUCUGUCGUCGACUCAAGCCAAAUGGCUCUGUACUAUUCCGACAUAUUUUAUGAUACGGAUUCCACCCUGGCCACAUCGGCGCUUGGAAAGAACGACACGCAGACCUUCGGCACAUCCUUCGGUUUACUCCAUUUGCUACAUCUAGUUGCUGGGGAGAACGAGAGAACCUGGAAACUGAAUCAAGACGACAUUCCAGACCCCCAUAAAUGGUUCUCCAAACGACGCUCAAGCAAAAAAGCCCCCAAGGCCCUUAUCCCUGGACACCGGAAAACACAGGGUUCAAAUGCAACGCCAUGGGCUGGGGCUUCAUUCCUGCGCCAAGAUCUGUUACCGAAACACGGAAGGAAAAAACCGGCAGCCAGGAAAUUGAAGGGUUCCGGUGUUAAGGACGAACGGAGCGGUGAAGCAACGAAGAAUUCUCAUCAAAACGCCAUCUCCGCAGUACCCACUUCUAAUAGCAUGAGCGUCUCAAGAGGCCUUCAGCCUGUCAGCGCCGUCAGCUCCAACGAGAACUUUGAGGAAUUGGGCGCUCCUGUCGGAAAUUCGCCUUUGAGCACACUGCCACUGCGUGGCCGCCAGCAGUCGGAAAGAAAAGCAAAGCAGAACCCGAACUAUGUCUAG